CGAGGACGCUUCUAAAUGCAGCACCGCUCGGCCCCCGUCUCACUGCCAGCACGCACAGCGACGCCAACUUCGCCUCUCUCUCUCUCUCUCUCUCUCUCUCUCUCUCUCUCGCUGCGAAGAAUCUCCGCUGGAUCUGGAGCAUCGGGAUCGAGCCGCGCCGGAGAUUGCUGCGGCUGCGGCGGCGGCGGCGGCGGCGGCGUCGGCGAUGGCUGCGAUGUCCGAAUCGCCGGGGAGCCGCCGGAGCUCUCUCGCCAGCUCGCCCGAAGCUCCGGCGACGGACAACGGCGGCGGCGGCGUCGGCGGCGGCGGAGGAGGCAAGCAGCUGGACAAUGGAGAGGCCGCCGGUGCUGCCGAGGCUUCGAGCGACGGCGAAGGCGGUUUUCCAGGAUAAUGUCUAAAGUAAACACCUUGCCUGUGGGAAGGUUAAGUUCUGAAGGAGAGGAAUCAACUUCAAACCAGGUCAGGUUGGAAAGAGCGAAGACUGAGAAACCGAUGGCCCCUAAUAUACUUGCUGAGGAAGCUGCCCAAAUUUUUGAUGACAAAAUUCCUGUCCAGCAGAAGCUUCAACUGUUGAGCAGACUAGCUACUGUGAAAGAUGGAACUGUGGAAUUUGAAGUUCCAGUUGAUGUUCAAGCUCAAUCUCUUGAUGUUCGACCCAAAGAUGCUUGCGAUGAAGUUGUUGAUGAUGAGCCCCUUGAUGCCAUGGACCUUCAGUACAUACCGCCCUUGCAGAUAGUUAUGCUUAUUGUGGGUACUCGUGGAGAUGUGCAGCCUUUUGUUGCUAUUGGCAAACGCUUGCAGGACUAUGGCCAUCGUGUUAGAUUGGCGACUCAUGCCAACUUUAAAGAGUUUGUUUUAACUUCUGGGUUGGAGUUUUUCCCUUUAGGAGGAGAUCCGAAAGUUCUCGCUAAUUACAUGGUUAAAAACAAGGGCUUUUUGCCAUCAGGGCCUUCAGAGAUACCAAUUCAGCGUAAUCAAAUGAAAGAAAUUAUAUAUUCUUUACUUCCAGCUUGCAAGGACCCAGAUAUUGAUUCUGGCAUUCCAUUCAAAGCAGAUGCCAUCAUUGCCAAUCCCCCAGCAUAUGGGCAUACUCAUGUGGCGGAACAUUUAAAAGUACCACUUCAUAUAUUUUUUACUAUGCCAUGGACACCAACUUCCGAAUUCCCACAUCCUCUAUCUCGCGUCAAGCAGCAAGCUGGAUACAGACUGUCCUACCAGAUUGUCGAUUCCUUAAUUUGGCUUGGCAUACGGGACAUGAUAAAUGAUGUUAGGAAGAAGAAGUUAAAGCUUCGUCCUGUCACAUAUUUGAGUGGUUCACAAGGCUCUGAUAGUGACGUGCCUCAUGGAUACAUAUGGAGCCCUCACCUCGUUCCCAAACCAAAAGACUGGGGACCCAAAGUUGACGUGGUUGGCUUUUGUUUCCUUGAUCUUGCCUCGAAUUAUCAACCUCCUGAGCCUCUUGUGAAGUGGCUUCAAGCUGGUGAAAAGCCUAUAUAUAUUGGGUUUGGUAGCCUUCCUGUUCAAGAGCCUGAAAAGAUGACCCAGAUAAUUGUAACAGCAUUGGAAGAAACUGGACAGAGGGGCAUCAUCAACAAAGGAUGGGGUGGUCUUGGAAACUUGGCAGAACCAAAGGACUUUAUAUACCUGUUGGACAACUGCCCUCAUGACUGGCUCUUUUUACAGUGCAAGGCUGUGGUGCAUCACGGUGGCGCCGGAACAACAGCUGCUGGUCUAAAAGCUGCUUGCCCAACAACCAUUGUUCCUUUCUUUGGUGAUCAACCUUUCUGGGGAGAACGAGUACAUGCCAGAGGUGUAGGUCCCCUGCCAAUACCAGUAGAGGAAUUCUCACUUCCCAAAUUGGUUGAUGCAAUAAAGUUUAUGCUGGAUCCCAAGGUCAAAGAGCGCGCAGUUGAGCUUGCAAAGGACAUGGAGAACGAGGAUGGGGUGACUGGAGCGGUGAAAGCAUUCUUUAAGCAUCUGCCCCCUCGAACACCCGUUCAAGAGCCCGAGCCACCACACUCAAGCAUCUUCUCUUUCAGUAGAUGCUUUGGUUGCGCAUGAAUUGACGGUGGCCAAUCUCUUUAUGUGCUCACUUCUGGAUCUCGGCUUUCUUAGCAGCACUCCCGCAAGAGUAUGGUCUCCCAAUGCCUUUUUAGCAACGGAAACUACUAGCCCAUAGUCAUGAAUUCGUUUGUACAGAUUUAGGGCUCAAGUCCCUUUUGUUGUUGUUGUAAUUAUUCCUAUUCUUACUAUAGUAAAUAUUCGGUGGGAGCAAAA
This is a messenger RNA of Syzygium oleosum, 2277 nucleotides long. Its product is annotated as sterol 3-beta-glucosyltransferase UGT80A2. Lineage: Eukaryota; Viridiplantae; Streptophyta; Magnoliopsida; Myrtales; Myrtaceae. Bases 16 to 2061 code for a protein of 681 amino acids. The record is from RefSeq and is a predicted model, not a curated record. Gene Ontology annotation, molecular function: UDP-glycosyltransferase activity; hexosyltransferase activity. The transcript is spliced from 14 exons. Gene Ontology annotation, biological process: carbohydrate metabolic process.